ACCAUGACGAAGCUGUCCAGAUGGGAUACCAACCGGAGUACAUCCCACUGGAGCUGUGUACGCACGUGAUCUUCAAAGCGUUCAGCUUUCCGACCUUCGUCGCUCGCCAGAUGCUGUUCAACGACAAAGACAAGAUAGAUUUUAGUCGGCUUCUCUAUAGUGUGCGUUCGCGAUCGAAUACGGUGCGUGUCGUUGCGUCAAUCUUCGGAACAGCACGCGAUUUCACGGCUACAUCAGCAACGAUCGUGCGUCGGAAGGCGUUCGUGCUGGCUGUAGCCUCCUUGCUGCUAGAGAUCGAUGCCGAUGCGAUCGAGCUGAACUGGAAGUGCCCUGGUAGUAGCAAUGCUGGCUGUGGAAGUGGGCUUGAUCGCUCGACAAUGAUAACACUGCUGCAGGAUCUACGGCAAGCGAUAAACUCGGCCAGCAAUCACAUCGCAGGACGCCCUCGGGAGCUAUGGUUUCGGGGUUCGUUACACCCGAAUGCGCUGCAAGAGGCGUACAACAUUUAUGACGUGUGUGAGCUAGUUGAUCACAUCACGUUGGAUCCCAACACGGUUGCAGAUCUUGGCGGUGUGCAUGCUCCAUUGCAGCGUAAACCUAUAGUAUUUCCGAGUGUUUUUGGAAGACCACAAGAGGUGAUUAACGAUAUGACUGGUUUGCAAAUGAAUACCCAAACAUGGAUCGACGAAGGAUGUCCUCCAAAGAAACUGCUGUUUGGCGUUGCCAUAAAGGGUGUUCGAAAAACGUACAUGAAGCAACCUAGUUGGUUUCCUGGAGGAAAAUCGCAUUUUGGAAUUGCAGAUGAUACGACAUCCAUGCCAUAUAAUGAGGCAUGCCGGAGGAUUCGUGAAUCUGGAUGGAGACACGAGUGGGACCAGUACGGUGCGAUGCCAUUCACGAAACGAUCAACACGAGAUAAUCGUGAGGAGGAGAUCAGCUAUGAGGACCUGAACUCGCUUCGUUACAAGAUGGACAUGGUGCAGCAGAAGCGGUUAGGUGGAAUCUACUUCGAUUCCGUGCACUCGGACGACAUUUACGGCUGGUGUGGUCAACCGUACGCCCUUACGGCUUACCUCUCGAGCCGUGUACGAUCGAUACCGUCAGAUAUCGGCUUUGCCAUUGAGUGGAACUGA
Molecule: messenger RNA, 1133 nt
Organism: Anopheles nili
Lineage: Eukaryota; Metazoa; Arthropoda; Insecta; Diptera; Culicidae
Product: endochitinase-like
Exons: 4
Coding region: 21-1133 (370 amino acids)
Biological process (GO): chitin catabolic process; carbohydrate metabolic process
Cellular component (GO): extracellular region
Molecular function (GO): chitin binding; chitinase activity
Source: RefSeq, a predicted model, not a curated record